UGCAAGUUAUGUAAAACAAAAUAUAUUCUUAUGAUAAUUACUUAAUUCUCGAUUCAUCAAUAGGAUAUAUUUAUAAAAUGGUUGAAGUUAGUGUUUGUAGCACUCGCACUCACUCACUCCUCUAUCGGUCAAUUUAUAAAUACAAUUAAAGAGUGUAAAUAGAUCCCAUGCUUUUAAAAGGAGAGAAAGAAAAAGGGAUGAGUCCUAGUUGUAAUUCCAUUAUAUGGUCAUCGGUCAUAAAGAAAAAGUAAUGAAGAUGUUGGAGGCAUUCCCAAAAUAGAUCCCAUGUCCCCUCACUCUCACACCACAACAUUCAAAAUUCAAACUCACACACACUCCUAUAAAUCUAUUAUUUACAGGGUGAGAGCAUAACAGAGUCUAGGGAUGGCGAAGUUGCAGAGAUUCAAGCUCUUCGCGACACAAUGCGGUGUUGAAAAGAGCCCUACGUUAAGCCCAAGAACAAGCCCGCUGAUUCAGCUUCCAAGGCCCAAAACAACACUCCGUACUCUACUUGGGCUAAGCCUGACGCGACCGCAACGAAGGCAGGGACACGUGUCGGUGUUGGAGAAGAAGGAUAAAGAUUCGAUGCGGAGAAGCUCAUUGAAGGAUCUGUUUGUGUCCUCGCCAUCGAGAGAGGAAGAUGAAGAAGGACAUGCUAGUUCUCCGAUGUUGGGAAACAUGGGUCUUUUUCGGUCUGAUGAUACCGGUUUAAAUAACCCGGUUUGGACCGCUUUUCGUUGUAGGUCUUUGCUGAAAAGGAAAGCUUGGCGCCCUAUGCUGCUUACUAUUACUGAAACAUGAACACUAAUCUUCUAUUUCAUUUAAUACUGUGUAUCUUCGUCAUAUUUUCUUCCAUUUUAUAUAAUAUAUUAAGAUUUUCGUUUCUUUUU
Messenger RNA from Medicago truncatula (barrel medic), 890 nucleotides. RefSeq lists its product as uncharacterized. Lineage: Eukaryota; Viridiplantae; Streptophyta; Magnoliopsida; Fabales; Fabaceae. The record is from RefSeq and is a predicted model, not a curated record. The transcript has a single exon. Bases 385 to 801 code for a protein of 138 amino acids.